This is a messenger RNA of Hemiscyllium ocellatum (epaulette shark), 2625 nucleotides long. It is a transcript of the gene traf1, whose product is annotated as TNF receptor-associated factor 1. NCBI's taxonomy places the organism in Eukaryota, Metazoa, Chordata, Chondrichthyes, Orectolobiformes, Hemiscylliidae. The transcript is spliced from 11 exons. Gene Ontology annotation, cellular component: cytoplasmic side of plasma membrane; plasma membrane signaling receptor complex. The record is from RefSeq and is a predicted model, not a curated record. Gene Ontology annotation, molecular function: zinc ion binding; tumor necrosis factor receptor binding; ubiquitin protein ligase binding. Gene Ontology annotation, biological process: protein K63-linked ubiquitination; regulation of apoptotic process; regulation of canonical NF-kappaB signal transduction. Bases 78 to 1844 code for a protein of 588 amino acids.
GUGAAUAUUGGGAGCGGAAGUACUUCAAAUCGUAGAACGAACAUUUUAGGAAACCCUGGAUUUACAAUCAGUUUUAAAUGGCACAAGAGCUCAAUGGAUUUGUGUGCAAUGGUCUGCCUUCUUCACCCGAUGAAAACGAAUUGCCUUCUGGCUUUCCACAAAAUAUUUGUGAUGAUGUACCUGAGGAGAAGUACCUGUGCAGCUUUUGUAAAAAUAUCUUGAGGAAAGCAUGCCAAACAUUGUGUGGACAUCGUUACUGCUGGGCAUGUGUCGAGUGGAUUGUCAAAUAUAAUAAAACUCCAAUUUGCCAAAAAUGUAAGGAAGAUGAACCUCCAAGUAUAAAUGAAGAUAGCAUUUUGGCCUUGGGAAAGAUUUUCACUGAUGCUGCAGUAUCUAAGGAGAUUUUAGAUUUGAAAGUACAUUGUAUCAAUCUUGGAUGUACCUGGAAAAACAUAUUGAAGAACUAUGAGGAUCACAUAACACAGUGCGAAUUUUCCCUGAUCCCUUGUAGUACAGGUUGUGGAUCAAUGAUUUUAAGGAGGAAACUGGCAGAUCAUUUGGAAAAAGAGUGUAAAAACAAUAUGACAGAAUGUCAACAGUGUGGUGUAAAGAUGUUUUUGAAAGAUUUGCAGAUGCAUGCCUGUGAGGAAGCUUUUGCUAAUGAGAAGAAAACAUUUAAAGGUGAAUCAGCCAAUAAAGAAAAGUUUCGGCCUCCUGGAGGAAACCGUACCCGUGACAGCUGUCGUUUUGCAGAAUUGGGAUGCAAUUUCAAGGGUGGCAAAGAACGUCUCAAAGAUCACGAGAACUCUUCAGUUGUUGCACAUCUUGCCUCAGUAUUUCAAUUUGUCAAUACUUUGAAAACCACCUUUCUGCAGAAUUCCAGCAUUGCUAAUGGUUGCAGUGAUCAUUCAUCAAUGAUUUCUCUCUCAUCAAUGAUUACUGAAUUACAGUUCAAAAUCCAGCAGUUAGACAAGGAUGUGCUGUCUUUGUCCUCCUCAGAUUCUUUAGCCUCUUUGCACACCCAGGUUGCCGUGGAAUCUAAUGGUGACUUAGAAACUGAUCAUUUUGAAGGACCUUCCUGUUCUAGUGAGUUUUCAGACUUGCAGACAGUCAGUUAUCCUGGUCAGACUUUGUCAGAGUGUCGAAAUAAAGUUGAUGCUCUUGAACUGAAAAUUCAGACAUUUGAAAAUAUUGUGACUGUUUUGAACAGAGAAGUAGAAAAAACCCAAGCUACUAUGGCUGCAUUUGAGAGACAAAACAAGAUUGACCAGGAUGCCAUCAGAGCCUUGGAGCGAAAGGUUUCCGAUCAACAGCAUCUCCUUACUUUGAAAGACGUGAUCAUCAAUGAAUUCCGUUUGCAAAUACUUGCCUUGGAACAAACUUCUUAUGAGGGAAUAUUGAUGUGGAAAAUUACUGAUGUCAAUAGAAAACGCCAGGAAGCCAUUUCAGGCAAAGUAACAAACUUCUCCUCUCCAGCAUUCUACACUAGCAAAUAUGGGUAUAAAGUGUGUUUAAGAAUUUAUUUAAAUGGAGAUGGAUCAGGCCGAGGAACACACAUCUCUUUGUUCUUUGUUGUAAUGAGGGGUGAAUAUGAUGCUUUGCUUCAUUGGCCGUUUAAACAAAAGGUCACCUUCAUGCUUCUGGACCAGAACAACAGGGAACAUUUAAUAGAUGCCUUUCGUCCAGAUGUUAAUUCUUCCUCAUUUCAAAGACCAGUAAAGGAGAUGAAUAUUGCAAGUGGCUGUCCAAUGUUUAUCCCACUGGCUAAACUUGACGCUCCCAAACAGACCUAUGUGAAGGAUGACACCUUAUUCAUUAAAUGUAUUAUAGAUGCUGCUACGUAAUUAGGAGGAGUGCUGGAACUCUGCAAAAAAAAAAGGAAAUCACAAUAUUUCUACAUUGUUUUGUGUUUCUAGAAAAUGAGAUACCCAUUCUGUACUUAGGAAAUAGUAGCAACUACAGCAAAAUAUCCCUCUGUUUAAAUAGCUUUGUAAUCUUUCCUUCUUUUAUAAGUGACUGUGGUCAAUAGUACAACCAGAUAUGUAAAUAUUUCUUUCAACUUUAGAGAUCAGAAAUCAAAAUAAUUGGAUUUCCAAAUUGUGCAUCUGUAACUGUGCGUUUUCAGCAACGCUAAAUAGGGAACACUUUAUGACACACAUUCUUGCUAUUGUUUGCUUGAAGAUAAAAACCAUUAGAAUCCCUACAGUGUAGAAGCAGGCCAUUCAGCCCAUCUGAAGAUCAUCUCGCCUAGAUUUACCCUAUCUCUGUAACCCUACAUUUCCCAUGGUCAAUCCACCCAACUUCCACAUCUUUGGAUGUGAGAGAUAUCCAAAACGUCUGGAGGAAGUCCACGCAAACUCUGAGAGAAUGUGCAAGCUCCAUACAGACACUUGCCUGAGGGUGGAAUCAAACCCAGGUCCCUGGUGUUAUGAGGCAACAGUGCUAACCACUGAGGGACUGUGCCGCUCCAAGAUUAGCAUCUAAAAGGCAUUCAUUACUUUGUCCUCCGGUAUUGCUGAUUAGCUGUUUUGUGCCAUUUUAAUUUGUCCAUGAGUGAGUCUGCAUUCUCCACCGCUAUGCUGUGUUUAUGUAUAUUGAUCAAGAUUAUGAGCAUAAAUUUAGAGA